Messenger RNA from Musa acuminata subsp. malaccensis (wild Malaysian banana), 1501 nucleotides. RefSeq names its product arogenate dehydratase/prephenate dehydratase 2, chloroplastic-like. Gene Ontology annotation, biological process: L-phenylalanine biosynthetic process. NCBI's taxonomy places the organism in Eukaryota, Viridiplantae, Streptophyta, Magnoliopsida, Zingiberales, Musaceae. Gene Ontology annotation, molecular function: prephenate dehydratase activity; arogenate dehydratase activity. The record is from RefSeq and is a predicted model, not a curated record. Gene Ontology annotation, cellular component: cytoplasm; chloroplast.
GCGUUGUGGCGAGAGAUCGACGCGAUCUCUGCGCACCACGACGCCUGAGGAGGAAGAGGCAGUGCCGCUGCAACCUCUCUUCGACAUCUUCUUCUUCAGUCUCUUCCUGUAUCCGCCGGGUAUCGUCGUAUGGCGCUUACAGUACCUCAUUACGUAGAUGCAGGACGUCCCGCUGCUGCUGCAGCUGUUGCUAUUGCCAGCGUUAUUAGCAGAAAGAGAGGAUCGUUUACUCGUACUAUCGUCGUCAGAGCUUCAGCCAACUUCAAGCAAAACAAGCAGCAGCACGAACAACAGAUACGGCAGGGAAGGAGUCAAGAUGUACGCAGCCCUUGUCCCUCCUCGCCUCUGAGAACGGCCGACGAGGUGGCUUCAGACUUCGGCCGCGAGAUCGCCUUAGCCAACCUCGAGCGCCUGUUCCGGCAGCAGGCCGCAGGGGGUGACCGCCCGCCCGCCAACGGCGGAUCUUCCGACCGCCCUGUCCGCGUGGCCUACCAGGGCUCCCGCGGCUCCUACUGCCAGGAGGCCACCGCCAGGGCCUUCCCUUCCUCUUCUGCCUGCGAGGUCUUCCCCUGUGUCCACAUGGAGGAGGCCUUCGCCGUCCUCGAGGACCGCUCCGCCGACCGGGCCGUGGUGCCCGCGGAGAACUCCCUCGACGGGCCCAUCGACCGCAACCUCGAUCUCCUCCUCCGCCACCAGGGCAUCCGCAUCCUGGCUGAGCUCGUCCUCCCGGUCAACCACUGCCUGCUCUCCCUCCCUGGAGCGCCCAGGUCCAGCCUCCGCCGUAUCAUCAGCCAUCCGCAGGCCCUGUCCCACUGCCGCCGAAACCUGGAAGCCCUCGACCUGGAGGUCGACGAGGCCUGGUGCGCCGCUGACGCCGCCCGCUUCGUGGCGGAGAACCGGGUGGCAGACACCGCGGUCAUCGGGAGCCAGAUGGCCGCCCGGGAGUUCGGCCUACGGAUCCUCGCGUCCAACUUCCAGGAUCACCACCAGGGCGGCAACUUCAACCGCUUCCUUCAGCUCGGGCUAUCUGCAAGCCAAACCCAGGGGUUUGCCGGAGGAGGAGCGGCACGCAAGACCACCGUGGCCUUCUCCCUGGAGGGAGGGGCGUCGGACCUGUUCCGGGCGAUGUGGAUCUUCGAGAGUCGGGGCGUGAAGGUGACGCGCGUCGACCACCGACCCAACCGUGCGAAGCCGCUCCGGGUGGUGGAUAGAGGCAUCGACGGGCUGGGGAAGGCGACCUACCUGGACUACGUCUUCGUCUUGGACGUCGAAGGCAGCUUGUUGGACCCCGGCGUCGAGGCCGCGCUCGCACGGUUGGAGGAGAUCGCCCCCUUCGCACGUGUGCUGGGCAGCUACACGUCCACGUGCCACUCGCACUGACGCUAAAUCCCAGCCGAAGGAUCAAUUAGUUGCCGUAUGUAUAAUGUAUACCAUAUACGUAUGUAGGCAUGUAAAAGGGCUGCGCCGAUGACGAUGGCUUUGGCAAUAAUGCCAAAGGAAG